AUGAAGCGGCUGCUGAGGCGGGGGGAGGUGCCGCCCCACCUCCAGUUCAACCCCUACGUGCUCGCGGGCUACCGCCCCCUCCUCGGCCUCUGGGGCUCGCUCUGCUCCCUCUGCUACCUCCACAAUGAGACGGUCAACAUCCUCAGCCACGCACUGGCAAUCGUCUACAUCCUUUGCGUGCUGCAGUACGAGCUGCCGUGGAGCGAGGUGGAUUGCCACUUGCUGAUGUAUUGCCACCUGGCAGGGACGCUGUGCCCCUGGAUCGGCUCCUUCGUCUACCACCUCUUCAUGAACAUGGACAGGCCUCCGCCUUUCUACUACCGCCUGCUCCAGCUGGACAUGCUCGGCAUCUGGGUCUCUCAGAGCUUUGGAGCUUUGACAAUGGUGUGCGCAUCGGUCGCCUGCCUCCCGAAGCUAGUCCAGUGGAUCGUCAUUGCUUCCUACAGCCUCCUCUCUCUUCUCGGGCUCUUCAAGGCAAUGGCAGCUAGUUCCCCUUGGAAGAGAAGGAUGUGCUUCGCUCUUCCUUUCCUAAUGAGAAACUGCCUCGUUUUAUUAAGACUGACCAAAUACGGUGGCGGGAAUCCAGAUGGAUUGCUCUAUGUCAUACUACAGGACUUGAUAUCACUGAUAGGAGGUGCUAUCGGGGCGCUGAACGUUCCCGAACGAUGGAUGCCAGGCUCUUUGGAUUACUGCUUCAAUUCUCACAACAUAAUGCACGUUCUGGUCGUCUUGGCAGUCUAUUACAUGAAUCUGUCAACUAUCUCUGACCUAUUGUGGCUUAAAAACGGGCAAUGUCAAAGAAGUGUAGAAUUCAAUUCAACACCACAUCUCCAUCAAGAAUUAUGA
Messenger RNA from Nezara viridula (southern green stink bug), 846 nucleotides. The record is from the annotation of a GenBank genome assembly. NCBI's taxonomy places the organism in Eukaryota, Metazoa, Arthropoda, Insecta, Hemiptera, Pentatomidae.